Messenger RNA from Psilocybe cubensis, 630 nucleotides. RefSeq lists its product as uncharacterized. Bases 1 to 630 code for a protein of 209 amino acids. The transcript has a single exon. Lineage: Eukaryota; Fungi; Basidiomycota; Agaricomycetes; Agaricales; Agrocybaceae. The record is from RefSeq and is a predicted model, not a curated record.
AUGUCGAAGAACCAAUACCCAGUGCCCGCCUACAUCCUCUACAUCACCCUCCUCACAAUGGUCAUAUGCAUCCCAAUGCUCGCGCUCUCCGUCGUCAACUUUGGCUUGCUCUCCAUCUGGCUCAACGCAGCCGUCGGCGCGCUCAUCCUCAUCCACCACACAUCCUACCUCUUCAUCACCUGGGCGCACUCCAACCGACCCUCGAGCAAACCCACCGACUUCCUCAUCGACCCCGAAGCCGAAGCCGACUCCAAAUCCUCAGAAUCACUCUCACCGACACUCGACGAAAAGUCCGCAUGGGAAGACGACACCGAGCCGGACUACGCGAUGCCGCUGCCGUUCCAGCCGCUCAACAUCGCUUCCCUCGCCUUCCUCUCCAUCAUCACGUCCAUGGCGUUCAGCGUGAUGGUGGACAUCACGAGCCGCGGCGCGAUGAAGAGCACGCUCCCCGCUGAGCGCGUCGGCUCGCAUAAGUGGAAUAUCAAGAUUGAGAUUGGGCAGACGGCUGUGUUGGGCUGCGCGAUGAUUGCUCUGGGGCUGAAUUUGGCGGUGUGUUUGUUGGGGAGGAGGAGGGUUGUUGAGGCGAAUGAGGAGAAGGAGGCGAGGGAGUUUGGGUGGGUGGAGAAUUAG